ACGAACCACAGAACCAAAGGCAAUGCAACCACCAUGCACUUUUUCCACAUCUUCAUCGUUUUUAUAACAUUGCUUGCAUGUGUCAGGAUGGAUGAUAUAGAUCCCACACCACCCCCAGUGAAAGCCAAAGCCACAGUGAGUUUGGGAAAGCCGCGGCUGUUCUCAGGGGAAGAUGUGCAGAUGACUUGCAGUGUCCCAGAUGACCCUUCAUCCAACUGGACGUAUGAGUGGUUCCAUGAUGGUGAACUCUUGAGCGCCACAGAAGUGUACAGUUUAAACAAGGCACAAGUCCUGCAAAGUGGAAACUAUACCUGUAAAGGAUUGAAGACGAUAAAAGCUUGGCCCUAUAUAGUGCCAUCAAUUCCAAGCGAUCCUCUUAAAAUACAUGUUGAUGGUGGUUGGGUUCUCCUACAAACCCCAUUUGAGCCAUUAAUUAUUGAGGAAAACAUGACUCUGACCUGCCGUGUCCGUGAUGACCCCCUCCUGUCAAAUGUGAUCUUCUACAAGGAUGGGGUGGAGUUCAAUAAGCAGAAAGGCACAGAUGUGGUGUUCACCAAACUCACGCUUGAGGAUGCUGCCAUUUACUCAUGCAGGGCCACAUGGAUUAAGAACAUGGAAUAUCAGUCUUCCCAGUCUCUGCCUUCUUAUGUGACUGUAUUAGAUAUAUUGGAAACUCCCACGAUGACGAUUGUCGGAGGUCGGGGUAGAGUAAGGAGUGGGAACAAAGUGGAAUUCAGAUGUAUUACCAAAGUAAAUGCUAGAGAACAAGACCUGAAUAUAGAAUACUUCUACUUAAAAAAUGGCAACAGGCUAGGACCUGCUUCUGCCAGAGACACAUACGCCAUCUCAGAGGUGAACAUAAAUCAUACCGGAAACUACACCUGCAAAGUCCGUAUAAGGGCUCUGAAUGUGGAGCGGUGGAGUAACCAGGUAAACCUGAAGGUCCUGCCUCCUCUGAACCUGUAGACCUUGGGAUGUAAGUUUCUGAGAGCCAGUGUACCAAUGCUCCAGCCCUGGAAUGCACAAAGCAACACAGCUAUUCAGCUAUCAUCCAAGUUCUUCACUAUUUUAGAAUACUCUUGCAUUGUUCACUGUUUUCUGCCUUUCUCCCAUCCAUGUGAUCACAAUUCUGACCUUUAAAUGUAUGUUAUAUACUGGAUUGAUGAUGCAAAUUAUAUUUUGAAUCUGAGAAACUUUUAUACCUUUUAUUUCAUUUUACAAGAACAGAGAUAUAUCCUUAAAUAACAGUUUUCCUAUUUGAUUUGAAUACAUAUGCAUGAUUGGCUUAUUUAAAUCUUAAAAUGCAAUACUAUUUUACUUUGGAAACUAUGUGUAAUAAAUGUUUUUUUUGUUUUUUUACAAUCUAUCAAUAAACACAUGGAACACAUGA
Messenger RNA from Ictalurus punctatus (channel catfish), 1390 nucleotides. Its product is annotated as FcRI. Lineage: Eukaryota; Metazoa; Chordata; Actinopteri; Siluriformes; Ictaluridae. The record is from RefSeq and is marked provisional. Gene Ontology annotation, molecular function: transmembrane signaling receptor activity. Gene Ontology annotation, biological process: cell surface receptor signaling pathway.